CAUUGGAGCAGUGCAAACGUGUCGUAGGUUCAACUGUCGCGCAAUAUUUCUAUAUUUCAUGUGGCAAUGUUAGCACAUACGGGAGAUUAAUCAAUUGAAGUAGUAAACUAUUGGGACAACAGCGUAGCCAGACUCCAAUACGUGCUAAAUUGCUGGGGAUACUACGUGCUCCACAAUGACAGAGCGUUAUGCGAAUGGAGUGACCACCAGUUUAGCUGAGCCUAAUACCAACGGACGUGGGAACGUGAACAUCGCAGAAGAGGAUGAUAAAAUAGUUUUGAAACGCAAACUAACACUUAUCAAUGGUGUUGCCAUAAUAGUUGGCACUAUAAUUGGUUCGGGCAUUUUUAUAGCACCCACUGGAGUGUUUAUUUAUACAGAAUCCGUCGGAAGUUCGCUCUUGAUUUGGUCUGCCUGUGGCAUUCUUUCAACAAUUGGCGCUCUCUGCUACGCUGAAUUGGGCACAAGUAUCACGAGAUCUGGCGGCGAUUAUGCUUAUCUUUUGGUUGCAUUUGGCCCACUUGUUGGAUUCUUGCGUCUGUGGAUUGCUCUGCUAAUUAUCAGGCCAACAACCCAAUCUAUUGUUGCAUUGACCUUUGCACACUAUGCGGUUAAACCUUUCUUUGAAGACUGUGAUCCACCACAAAAUGCAGUAAAGCUGCUCGCUGCUGGCUGCCUAUGUCUGCUUACGGCAAUUAAUUGCUUGUCCGUCAAGGUGUCCAUGAAAGUGCAGGAUGUGUUUACGGUGGGCAAGCUGCUGGCGCUGAUUAUGAUAAUACUCGCUGGAUUGUAUUAUUUGCUAACUGGCAACUCGGAGAACUUUUCGAAUCCAUGGGAGGGCACUUAUAAUGCUCGCAACAUUGGCUAUGCCUUUUACUCCGGCCUGUUUGCCUUUGGUGGCUGGAACUACUUGAACUUUGUCACUGAAGAGUUGCAGGACCCGUACAAGUAAUUCCCUAGACAAGCCAUGCCGCUGGUCACGGGCAUUUAUGUGCUCGUCAAUCUUGCCUACUUUGCUGUGGUGUCCAAGCCCGAGAUGCUUAGCUCCUUGGCCGUUGCAGUUACAUUUGGCAACAAAGUCUUUGGUCCGCUGGCAUUUAUGGUGCCCAUCUUUGUAGCGCUGAGCACAUUUGGUGGCGUCAAUGGCGUGCUCUUCACCUCGGCGCGUCUAUUUGCAACGGGCGCACAAGAAGGACACUUGCCCAGAUUCUUUCAGCUAUUCCAUGUGAAGCAGCAGACGCCCAUACCCUCACUCAUAUUUACAUGUCUAAUGUCGCUAUUGAUGCUGCUCACCGACAAUGUUUAUGCGCUCAUCAAUUACUUCAGCUCAGUGUUGUGGCUAUCUGUGGUGGCAAGCAUUAUGGGCAUGCUCUGGCUGCGUUACAAGAAACCCGACAUGCCGCGUCCCAUCAAAGUGCAUUUGGCUCUGCCCAUUAUCUUCAUGACAAUCUGCGUGACUUUGGUAAUGCUGCCGAACUACAAAGAGCCUGCAAAUCUACUCAUUGGCAUUGCCAUCACACUGGCCGGCAUUCCCUUCUAUUAUCUCUGCAUUGCCUGGAAGCAGAAGCCCAAGUGCUAUGGCCGUCUGUCGAACGCCAUGGUGGAGCUUUGCCGCGCUAUAUUCAAUACUACCAUAAUAGAAGCAAAUGAAGCACUCAAAUAGUCUUAAGCA
Messenger RNA from Drosophila busckii, 1672 nucleotides. It is a transcript of the gene JhI-21, whose product is annotated as large neutral amino acids transporter small subunit 1. NCBI's taxonomy places the organism in Eukaryota, Metazoa, Arthropoda, Insecta, Diptera, Drosophilidae. The record is from RefSeq and is a predicted model, not a curated record. Gene Ontology annotation, biological process: amino acid transmembrane transport. Gene Ontology annotation, cellular component: membrane. The transcript has 8 exons. Gene Ontology annotation, molecular function: L-amino acid transmembrane transporter activity.